UCUUAUAAUACAGUCACUGACUCAAUCUCUGGUCGUGGAGAGAACUCCCAGCUUCUCCUUUACAAAUGGGCUCCGCUGCCUAGCGUCUAAUCCACAGAGCCAGGCUCCUGAAAGUGCAACACGUCAGGGAACAGGGUAAAAAACAUCGUUCUAAAAGACCUGAGAUCUGAAAAUGGCAUCCAUUCCAUCAAGUGGCUCGCUCGUAGCAACGCACGAUUAUUACAGAAGACGCCUGGGAUCCACAUCUAGUAACAGCUCAUGUGGGAGUGUGGAUUACCAAGGAGAAGUGAUCCCUCACCACCCAGGUCUUCCCAAGUCGGAUCCUGGUCACUGGUGGGCCAGUUUCUUCUUUGGCAAAUCCACUCAUCCUGUCAUGACGACUCUGUCUGAAUUCCCAGAGAACUCAGGAACCUUUCAUGUGACCAACGGCCUGAUCCCUUGCGGCCUGCCUCAGGAGCCAGUGAGGAAGAAUAAUGUCGGUGAAAAAACUGACAAUAGCGCCUCUGCUUGAUUCCUCCAUGCAUUCCCCUCCUCACUAAGACGCUAGGUGGUGGAGCCCACCCUUUCCACCCCUCCUCCCACUCCCCCCAGACUGCCCUGUUUGUAGUCAUAGUCUUGUUAAUUUUUUUUUUUUUUAUAAUAUAAAAAUUAAAAUUGCCAAAAAAAAGCUUUUUACUACAUCAGUAACACUGAAACGUUCUUAAUUGUCUGCUAUCCUGCCUUAAAGAGGCCUUGUCUUUUUUUUGACAUAUGUUCUAAUAAAUCUGGGCAGUCGUU
This is a messenger RNA of Pelobates fuscus (common spadefoot toad), 777 nucleotides long. RefSeq names its product pancreatic progenitor cell differentiation and proliferation factor (gene PPDPF). The transcript has 5 exons. Gene Ontology annotation, biological process: cell differentiation; multicellular organism development. Lineage: Eukaryota; Metazoa; Chordata; Amphibia; Anura; Pelobatidae. The record is from RefSeq and is a predicted model, not a curated record. The coding region runs from base 173 to 511 and encodes 112 amino acids.